This is a messenger RNA of Camponotus floridanus (Florida carpenter ant), 1393 nucleotides long. Its product is annotated as odorant receptor 67a. Gene Ontology annotation, cellular component: plasma membrane. Lineage: Eukaryota; Metazoa; Arthropoda; Insecta; Hymenoptera; Formicidae. Gene Ontology annotation, biological process: detection of chemical stimulus involved in sensory perception of smell; sensory perception of smell. The coding region runs from base 52 to 1218 and encodes 388 amino acids. The record is from RefSeq and is a predicted model, not a curated record. Gene Ontology annotation, molecular function: olfactory receptor activity; odorant binding. The transcript is spliced from 5 exons.
ACUUGGUAUAUUCAUGAUAAUUGAGGUAGGGAGCUGUCGCAGGCAAGAAUAAUGCAUAUACUUCCGAUGCCAUUUGCUUUGUUCACUUAUAGUGGUUAUUGGCGACCGGUGCAUUUUCCUGUCAAUUCAUUGAAAUAUCGGAUGUAUAAUAUUUACUCCGCAUUUAUGUUUCUUUUACUGCAGUUGUUCGUAUUCUACGGUAUAGUUGACACUUUUAUUUUAUCGGCGAGCUUACCGGAAUUCGUGAACAAAUGUUAUCUGUUUCUUACAAUCUUGGGCGUGUCCUGCAAAGUCAUUCAUGUCUUUAUAUGUCGUGGAAAGAUCAUCGAAUUGGACAAGAUGCUAUUGGAAGAUAAUUGUGUUCCCAGAAAUAUAGAAGAGAUAUUGAUCCGAGAAAAAUUUGAUCGAUACAUAAGCCGGCUUACAAUCGCCUGUGAAAUCUUCAAUGAGAGCAGCGCAAUGUUCGGAACUCUUGCUCAAUUUUAUAUACUUUUAAAGACACGCAGCUUGCCUGUGUAUAAUUGGGCGCCUUUCGAUUUAUCAUCAAUAUAUGUCUUCUUGCCUAUGUUGAUAUUCCAAUGUGUGGCUUUGAUGUUAUGCGCAAAUUCCAGUGUCGCACACGAGACUCUAACUUCUGGUAUGAUGAUCCAAAUCUGCGCUCAAUUCGAAAUUCUGUGUCAUCGCGCUCGUAUAUUGCCGACGUUGCUGAUGGAAGCGGAGAAGAAUAGUAAGUCAGACGAAGACCUGAUAACACGAGAGAAAACUAUCAUUCGCGAUCUGAUAUAUCAUCAUCUAUACGUUUAUAAAUUUGCACACAUGGUUAAUGCAACUUUUACAACGAUGAUGUUCAUUCAAUUUUCCAUCAUCUCCUUAGUCCUCUGCAUGAGUGUUUACAAACUAUCUACAAUUACGUCAUUAUUUACCCUCAACUUUGCACACAAAUUUUCUUAUCUGUGCUCUAUGCUAGUGCAAAUAUUUCUUUAUUGCUGGUUUGGCAAUGAGGUGAUAUUAAAGAGUAUCGACGUCAGCACUGCUAUUUAUGAGAUGGAUUUUACGAAAUUAAGAGUCCGAGUAAUGAAAGAUCUUAUGAUAAUAAUGAUGCGUGCCAGCAAACCUGUCAAAAUAUCGACUGGCUACAUAGUUACCUUAAGCACUGAAUCCUUUAUGAGCAUUCUCAAAAUAUCCUAUUCGACGUAUAAUUUCUUAAAAGACUCUUAAAUAAAACCAAAAUACCAGAUCGCCUGCACAGAGUUUCACGUAUUAUAAUUUCUUCACGUAUAUUCACGUAUAUCGUCUACAUUUAAAUACUCAUGUGUUCUCUAACAAGAUAAAAAUAAAUAAUCAAUUGUACAAUCAUUCAACUUUAAUCAUGCCAUUUUUUCAGAAAUUUUAA